Ectocarpus siliculosus is the source of this 722-nucleotide messenger RNA. Lineage: Eukaryota; Phaeophyceae; Ectocarpales; Ectocarpaceae. The record is from the annotation of a GenBank genome assembly.
CAGCAGGUAAUGGUGUACCCCCAACACCCCCAGCACCAUCUACAACAACACCCACAACAUCCGCAGCAUCCGCAGCACCCGCAACGGAUGGGGCUCCCUGGGAUGGGCUUUCAGCACCCCGUACCGCCCCCGCCACCACCCCCGGCGUUUUUUCCUGGGUCAGCGAGUCUGUUCGAGCAGCUCGACAAGCGGGUCAUGGUCGUUCUACGCGACGGUAGGCACCUGGUGGGAGUUAUGAGAAGCUACGACCAGUUUUCCAACAUCGUGCUGGAAGACACGCACGAACGACACUUUGUGAGAGAUAUUUUCGGGGAUAUAUCGCUGGGGCUUUACCUUGUCCGAGGGGAUGCUCUGGUGUUGAUGGGGGAACUCGACGAGACCCGGGAGGAAACUCCCAGGCUGAGAAGGGUCUCCGCGGACGAGAUAAUCGAGGCGCAGCAGGAGGCAUCGGCAGAGGAGCGCCAAGACGCGAAGCUAGACUGGUUGUUCCAGGACUUGUCGUGAUUGUGAUGUCGUGAGCUUUUCAACUCUCCACCCGCUGGUGCUGGCUGUAUUUCCAAUCUCUAGACCAACGCGGGCACCGAUGGUUUACAUAGUUAUUUUGGAGGAUGCGUUGCUGCUGUGAUGGUUUUAUGCUGCUGCGGUCUUUGUGCCAUAACUUGCAGCGCUCUGGCUUCCUUUCGUUUGUGUCCGGGCCUGUUGCUAGCGCAAGUCGCGUCUCU